This is a messenger RNA of Penicillium expansum, 1635 nucleotides long. Its product is annotated as fungal specific transcription factor domain-containing protein. The transcript has 6 exons. Lineage: Eukaryota; Fungi; Ascomycota; Eurotiomycetes; Eurotiales; Aspergillaceae. The record is from RefSeq and is a predicted model, not a curated record. Gene Ontology annotation, molecular function: zinc ion binding; DNA binding. Gene Ontology annotation, biological process: DNA-templated transcription. Bases 1 to 1635 code for a protein of 544 amino acids.
AUGCUAGAUGAAGGGCAAUCUUCACUGAAAGCUCAUUCCACGUUUGCUAUUGAUUUUGCGCACUACGUCGUCGGCUCAAGUCAACCACUGGGGCAAAGUAACCAGGACAUUGGAAAACUACUAGACACACUACACCACAUACGAACCGCAUCGAACGACCAUCGUUUCUCAUCAAAGCUUUUCCCCUUAGUACAUGCGACGACCCCCUCAGAGUAUGAGCAGCAUGACAUGCCCCCAUUGAGAGCCGCUAUCCAACUCUUGCGAGAAGCCGAAGAGUUUAUCAUUGUGAACGCAACUUUGAGUUGUCUGGCCUCUGACACAGUUAUCGGGCCGAAUGACGCUGAGGCAUACGAUGAGCACAAUAAACUGGUCUCUAUGUGUCAAACGAAUCUGGAGACGGCGCUUUCAAAGCUUACUCUCUAUAUCAAACCUAGCUACGACAUGGUUCUGGCUCUUAUUCUAGGUAUUGUCUAUGCUAUCAGCGUAUCUAAUACAUCUCUAGCCUGGGUCUUGGUCGGGACAGCAUACCAGUGCUCACAUUCCCUUGGAUUCCACACUCACUCGGAUAGUUCAGAUGAGCUUUCGCAUGAGCCAGGUCAGAGGCGAUUGCUCUUCUGGGCGGUCUAUUUCUUUGAGAAGUCUUUAUCUGUCCGACUCGGGCGUUCUUCUAUUAUAAAGAACUAUGAUAUUACAGUUCUGUCGCUCGAAGGUCUGGAAUCAUCAGAGUGCCAUGCCAUUUGCUAUGUCCAACAGAUGGUGAUGCUAGCUGGCUUGGCUGGCAGGAUUUACGAGCAGCUUUACUCGGCCAAUGCCCUUCGUGUGACCGAAGAUACGCGGACUCACCGAGCACUAGAACUAUCACAAGAGCUCCAUGGAUAUUGUGCACAAGCGCAUGAUACAAAUCAACUCUGGGCUCAAUCAACCGGGGACGAAUGUGAACAAAAGCAGAUCCACGUUAUCUCUGCAUCUGACGAAGUCAUACGCCUUUCGAUGUUAACUCUAAUCUACCGCGCUAUGCCCCCAGACCCCAAUUCCGGGACAACCUUCAGCCUAGAAUGCAUUACCUCUGCUAGAUGUGCACUUGAAUCCCAUCAGGCUUUUAUCCGCGGCUUUGGACUGCAAGCUUCGUCAUUACUUCUAUCGACGUAUGUCAACUGGACCAUUUUGUUUACGCCGUUUAUUCCUUUCACUGUUAUAUUCUGCCAUACCAUCGAAACACGGGACAAGGAGGAUUUAAGUCGAAUGUACGCCUUCCUCAAAUCUAUCGAGUGCGCCUGCCAACACUCCAAUGCAAUUGCCAAAUACCAUUAUCUCUUUGGAGUAUUGUAUAGCGUAGCAUUCCGCUAUAUCGAGCUAGGAUUGCCGUCCUCGCCGAUGGAAGAGGAGCAAUUACAACUCCGAAGCGAGGUGGACGCGCAUUUGAGCGCUCUUGGGCUACACCCACACGCGACAGAUUUGACUGGUCACACAGAGGAAGCCAAUUUUUUGACGUCAUCUGUCCGGUCGAUUGAGGAAGCUAUUGAGCAAAACCAUGCUGAAGGAAACAACUGGGCACAAGAACAGUGGCUUGGACGCUGGGUUUCUUUCCAUCAGCAAAUGAUGGGCUUGUUCGAUAAUAACGAUUUCCCAUUUUGA